AUGGACAUCUUGUACGAGAUUUCUACUCUCCUCAACACUGGCUUGAACAAGGAGUCUCUAGAGGCGCUGGUCGGUCUUUGCGAGCUGGGCGUGAACCCAGAGGCCUUGGCCGCCGCAGUGAAGGACCUCCGUGCGGAGGCGGCGCGGCUUCGUGGUGAGGCUGAGGCUCAGGAGCCCCGAACGGAGCCCUGA
Symbiodinium natans is the source of this 192-nucleotide messenger RNA. Lineage: Eukaryota; Dinophyceae; Suessiales; Symbiodiniaceae. The record is from the annotation of a GenBank genome assembly.